UAUCAGCUAUUCAGAAAAAUACGCAUAGAUUCACAGAUUCCAAUUACUUUCCCACUGUGUGCAAGGUCGCACAAGCAUUAUAAGUGGGCCAGCCGUACACAAUUCAAAUCGGGUACGUCUUUAUUCCGAAUCUUAAGCUCUGACGGAGUGGCCAUGCGCAAGUCCAUUAUAUACAUUCUGCUGUGGAUUCUGGGGUUAAGCAGAGUCUGCUGUAGCUCUGUGCUUAAACAGCUUUUUCCCGACUACAACUACCAAAGGCCUUAUUGGCCCCAGUUCUAUCCUGACUUUUACAACAGAGGUUAUUCCCAGCCACAGCCAGAACGGCCUGCAAAAUCGACGCGGUCAUACAAGGACAUCUGCAGGUUGGUCAACACCAACGGUUUUACAAACCCCGGAGGAGUGCCUAAGUGCCCUUACUAACCUGCUGAACCUUUUUAUCUACAUAUACAACACACAUAUAUUGUUAAUAAAUCUAAAUUGCAUUUACCAUA
Molecule: messenger RNA, 491 nt
Organism: Drosophila mauritiana
Lineage: Eukaryota; Metazoa; Arthropoda; Insecta; Diptera; Drosophilidae
Exons: 1
Coding region: 154-420 (88 amino acids)
Source: RefSeq, a predicted model, not a curated record